Lactuca saligna is the source of this 1807-nucleotide messenger RNA. NCBI's taxonomy places the organism in Eukaryota, Viridiplantae, Streptophyta, Magnoliopsida, Asterales, Asteraceae. The record is from the annotation of a GenBank genome assembly.
AUGUCUUCGUCAACAACAACUGAAUCCAGAAUCGCCAUGGCCAAAACAGUCGUAUCCACUAUCGGUUCUGUCGCCGCGGCGGCAAUGGUGGUUCGCAGCGUCGCACGCGAUUACUUACCUCCUGAAUUCCAAGACUACCUCCAUUUGGGGUUCCGGAAUUUCAUCAACAAGUUCUCCACACAGAUAACCAUGGUGAUCUACGAAUUCGACGGGUUUGCAGAAAAUGAAAUCUACAAGGCCACAGAGUUUUACCUUUCCUCCCGAAUUUCUCCUCAGAUCCACCGUAUGAAGCUCACCAAGCGCGCUAACGAGAAAGACAUUAAGGUCGCCAUGGAAACCAACGAAGAGUUCACUGAUAUCUACAACGGAGUCAAAUUCAAGUGGUGUUUGGUGUCUAAUAAGGCGCCGACGAGAGAACAUUACCGGAACGAUGGUAUGAACAGAUCUACCGGAUCCGAUGUUCGAAUGCUUGAACUCACAUUUCAUCGGAAACACAAGGAUCUAGCUUUGAAGGAUUACCUCCCGUUUAUAAUUAAUGACUCGAAAACGAGGAAACAAGAAGAGAAAAGCGUGAAACUAUUCACUGUAGAUACGAUGAUGGUGCGUUCCGGCUGUCCGUCGAUGUGGGCGCCGGUGAAUCUAGAUCAUCCGGCGAAUUUUGCGACGCUGGCGAUGGAUACAGAUGUUAAGGAGAAUGUGAUGAAGGAUUUAGAUCGGUUUAUAGAGAGAAGAGAAUACUAUCGGAAAGUUGGAAAAGCAUGGAAGAGAGGCUACCUGUUGUAUGGUCCGCCGGGUACCGGAAAAUCAAGCUUGAUCGCCGCCAUGGCCAAUUACUUGAAUUUUGACAUCUAUGACUUGGAGUUGACUGAUGUAAGGUCAAACUCGGAGCUCCGGAAGUUGUUGGUGUCGACUGCUAAUCGGUCGAUACUGGUGGUGGAGGACAUCGAUUGCUCGGUGGAAUUGCACGAUCGUGUGACUGCAGAACCACCGAGAUCUACUCGACGAAAUCAAGGAUGGGGUUACCAUGACGAACGCAAGGUAACAUUGUCUGGAUUUCUCAAUUUUAUUGAUGGAUUGUGGUCGAGUUGUGGUGACGAAAGGAUAAUCAUAUUUACCACAAACAGAAAAGACAAACUUGACCCUGCACUCCUUCGUCCCGGUCGUAUGGACAUUCACAUCAACAUGUCAUACUGCACUCCGUGUGGGUUUCGUCUACUGGCCUCUAACUACCUUGGGAUCAGUGAGCACAGUCUUUUUAAAGAAAUCGAAGAUUUAAUUGUUAAGGUGGAGAUCACUCCGGCUGAAGUAGCAGAGCAACUAUUGAAGGAUAGUGAUCCUGACAUUGCUCUUACUGGCCUCAUUGAUUUUUUCGAUGUGAAGUAUAAGGAGAAUGAAGAGGCAAAAGCAAAGGCAAAGGCAAAGGAAGAAGAAUGUGCAAACAUUAAGGUAGAGGAAGAAGAAGAAUCGGUUGCAAAAGAGAAUGGCAAGAAGAAACAAAUUGAUAUGAAUGGAACUACUUAGUAUCUGUAAUCCGCGAUUAGAAAACUCAUCAAGGGAUGGAUAUAGCUAUACACCCUAUCCGUCACUAAAUAUGUAGAAUUAGCAAUGGAUUGACGACCUAGGAGGGAAUGAAAAUGUGACAAUAAAUUAGCAACAGAAAGGGUCCCUAUGCAAUUGUCUUUAUUGUCGUACAUUAUGCUGUGAAUGUGUCAUUGUGUAUUUAUUAUACCAUAAGUUGUAGACAAAAAAGAUGGGCUUAGUUCGAGAACUUGAAUCAAAUGCAAAAAAAAAUAAUUUUUUUUUAUCA